UGUGUUUCAGAUGAAAAAAAAGAUAUUGACCAUGAGACGGUGGUUGAAGAACAGAUUAUUGGAGAGAACUCACCUCCUGAUUACUCAGAGUAUAUGACAGGAAAGAAACUCCCCCCUGGAGGGAUACCUGGCAUUGACCUCUCAGAUCCCAAACAACUAGCAGAAUUUGCUAGAAUGAAGCCAAGAAAAAUUAAAGAAGAUGAUGCUCCAAGAACAAUAGCUUGCCCUCAUAAAGGCUGCACAAAGAUGUUCAGGGAUAACUCUGCCAUGAGAAAACAUCUGCACACCCACGGCCCCAGAGUCCACGUCUGUGCAGAAUGUGGCAAAGCUUUUGUUGAGAGCUCAAAACUAAAGCGACAUCAGCUGGUUCAUACUGGAGAGAAGCCCUUUCAGUGCACGUUCGAAGGCUGCGGGAAACGCUUUUCACUGGACUUCAAUUUGCGCACACAUGUGCGAAUCCAUACCGGAGACAGGCCCUAUGUGUGCCCCUUCGACGGUUGUAAUAAGAAGUUUGCUCAGUCGACUAACCUGAAAUCUCACAUCUUAACACAUGCUAAGGCCAAAAACAACCAGUGAGAAGAAGAGAGAAGACCCUUCUCCGCCUUGGGAAGCCUCUUCCAGGAGUAUGAUUGGGAAUAAAUAUGCCUCUCCUUUGUAUAUUGUUUCUAGGAAAGAAUUUUAAAAAUGAAUCCUACAUACCCAAGGGACAUGUUUUGAUAAAGUAGUAAAAAUUAAAAAAAAACUUUAAUAAGAUGACAUUGCUAAGAUGCUCUAUCUUGCUCUGUAAUCUCGUUUCAAAAACACGGUGUUUUUGUAAAGUGUGGUCCCAGCAGGAGGACAAUUCAUGAACUUCGCAUCAAAAGACAAUUCUUUAUACAACAGUGCUAAAAAUGGGACUUCUUUUCACAUUCUUAUAAAUAUGAAGCUCACCUGUUGCUUACAAUUUUUUUAAUUUUGUAUUUUCCAAGUGUGCAUAUUGUACACUUUUUGGGGAUAUGCUUAGUAAUGCAAUGUGUGAUUUUUCUGGAGGUUGAUAACUUUGCUUGCAGUAGAUUUUCUUUAAAAGAAUGGGCAGUUACAUGCAUACUUCAAAAGUAUUUUCCUGUAAAAAAAAGUUAUAUAGGUUUUGUUUGCUAUCUUAAUUUUGGUUGUAUUCUUUGAUGUUAACACAUUUUGUAUAAUUGUAUCGUAUAGCUGUAUUGAAUCAUGUAGUAUCAAAUAUUAGAUGUGAUUUAAUAGUGUUAAUCAAUUUAAACCCAUUUUAGUCACUUUUUUUUUUCCGAAAAAUACUGCCAGAUGCUGAUGUUCAGUGUAAUUUCUUUGCCUGUUCAGUUACAGAACGUGGUGCUCAGUCGUAGAAUGUAUUGUACCUUUUACCACCUGAUGUGUACAUCCCGUGUAACAGAAAGGGCAACAAUAAAAUAGCAGUCCUACAGAAAGAAUAUGGCAGAAGAAGAUCUGUAAGCACAGUCUUAUUUCCUUUUGUUGUCCAGAAUAAUUAUAAUUCUUGAGCCUCCCAGAAAUUGGAAGCUAAAUAAAGCAACUCAAGUUUCCUUUAUUUUGCACUCAAUUACAGUGACUUGUGAUUAAAGCGAUGAUGCAUGGAUAUUUUAAUACUUCCUAUGUGUAUUGAGUUCUGAAAGAGAGUAGGAAACAGGCAUCCCGAGUUAAGGAACUACCUCAGAGUACCCCAAACCGGGCCCAUCGGAGAUAGGAUUUUGAUUUUAGCUCCCCCAGCAAACAUGUGAGUGAAGCAGUUGUGCCCUGGCCUGUGUGUGUUCUCAAGGUAAGGUGUUAACUGGCAGGCGUGCGAGCAAAGGGGAGCCCAGGCCUUUCUGUGGCUCGGGCUGCCUUCAAGGCAGCUCCCUCAGGUCCUGGCUUGUCUAACAGGAUACGCUUAUGGUUAUUGGCUAUUUAGUUUGAGAGCCUUGGUUCCUCCGUCUAGUGGAAUCUUUAAAUGCUAGCACAUUGCAGCAAUUGGGCGCCAGUAGCUUGCUUUUGUGCUUCUAAGUGGAUACUGAGUGCAGAUUGGCAAGGUGAUUAGGUUAUAAAGAAAAUUGUACUCAGUGAGUACUUUACCUCUCACAUCGUGACCUCUUAAAUGUACGAUUAUAAUUUUUGGAUUUUACUUAGAGUCAAAUAACAGACUCGUGACUAUUUUAUAAGCUGCCAUGAUACAGCAAAAUCCCAUUUAUUCAAAACGCAGACAUACUGUGUGUCUUUGUGCUGUAUGCUUGACUUUGCAAAGUAAUUGACAAACUAGCUAAUAUCAGAGAUUCAUUUAUAAGAUGUCCAGGACACUGUCAGGUCAAAAAGCCCUAUCUCUUACAGCUUCUCCAUCGGUCCUGUGCAGGAGGAUUGGUGACCUAAUAACAGUGACCCUGUGGCUCUCCGGAAUUUUGAAGUGCCUUCUGAAUCAUAAAUGAAAAUUUUAGCUUGAGACACUUUUUGUUUUAUUUGUUCAGAAUCUGUUAUCCAUUGAGUAGUUUGAUGGAACUGAGUUAAAUCAGAAGACCCCAGGUGUUGUCUGGAUAAGCCAGACUUUGCUGUAUCUGGUAGUCAGGAGAGAGGUAAGCCCACGGUGGAGGUCCCCUUCAGAGUGGAGUGCCCUAGUGCGGAUGUGUGGUUCUUUGACUAGACCUGGGGCAGAGGCCUCCACUGAUGCCUGUGGUGUGAGUGCCCACCCUUCCCGCCCCACCAUCAGGUGAGCAGUCCCUCAGUGGCUGUAUUACUAGUCUGGGCCGCAUCACCCUGGCCCAGCGCUGUGCUGCCCUGGAGCCUGGCCCUGGCGCUGUCCUCAGGACCACUGCCCAGGACCCACAGCAAUCAGAUUUAUGCCAUGGGAAGGUCUCCCUGGCAGCCUGGAGAGCCAUGCCGUGACCAACAGAAGCCAGGCUCCUGAGUGGGAGGGAGGUCCCUCUGUGCCUUGACCCUAGGGGGACGCCUUUGGUCAUCUCUUCUGUCCCCUCCUGUCUCUGAGUGCAAUAGUCAUCACUCCCCUUGACUCUCCCUCUGUUCACGUGUCUUCUCUCAAUCUGCAGAGUUGAUUUCUGAAAGGAAUUUAAUUGGUGUCUGAAGAAAAUUUCAUGUCAAGUUCCUCGCUGAUACAGCACUCUCAGCUCACAGCAGUAGUGUAGGAGGCUGACAAGUGAGCGACAGCUUAGAGUAGAGGUAGUUCUCGUUGGGUGUAACUUAAACCCAUUUUUUGCUUGUGGUUAGAAUUUAUAAUUUUGCUAAAGAAGUAAUUCACUAAAAUUUAAAAUGGUGUUCUAACAGUGAGUCAAUUGUCUUGAGGAUUAAUCUGAUUUAUAAGUAAUACUGAUAGACAUAUUUUCUUACAUCUGAGCUGAAAUAAAUGCAUGUUUCUAGCAUAUGUAAUAUAAAAACUCCAGAGGAUAAGUUUACAUUUAAUGAGAUGUUGUUUUCUAUUUUUGGAUUUAUUAUUUUUCCCCCUUUUGGUAGUUGGGGGCUUAGGGGGAAGCAUAAUAUUUGUACAAAGAACUGUCACUCCAGAGUGACAUUUAUUUUCCAGGUGACAUUGAACUCACUGUUGGUUUCAUAUGGUGUUUGUGUGUGCUCUGCCUAGAUUCAAGGCCUGAGGAUUUGAGGAAAAUCAAGAUGUUUUCCCCCUAUUUGGUUUUCAUGUACAUUCUUAAAUGUCAGUUGCUUUGCUGAAUUUGAGUAAAGUAAGACCCUUUGAAUAGCCAAGCCAAGUUCUAGUUCAUUUCUUCCCAAAUAGAUGAAAGUCCUUCAUUCAGCAAGAAGCCUGAAGAGACAGGCGGUUCUGCCUAGCAGUUGCCGGGGUGCGUUAAGCGGGCGGAACUCCCCUGCUGUACUGUAUCCCAGGGUCUGUGUCUGUGGCACAGGAAGACCUGGCCCUCCAAACGCUGAGUUGGAAAUCUGGUACUCCACCCGCCACUGCAGACAGAAAAUGGAUCACUUCCUGUGUCUUGACUCCUGAUUUGGGAUAAACAUGGCUUAGGAAGGCCAUGUUAUUAGUCCCUAAUUCCUAUUUUCUUGACAUCUGACCGCCAGUCCCAGAGUUCAGAACAGUGGUGAGGGCUAUGGCGGCUCCCAGGCAUCCAGGCUUCCUGCCGGAUGGCUGUCAAUCCCUGACCUCCCAGGGCCCUUGUCUGAAUUGAGAGCCCUCUGUCCUGGCCCCUGUUGGCGCCAGUGCAAGUGCAGUGCCUUUCAGCUCAGGCCCAGCAGGUUCCAGUAGGGGCCUUCCACCCAAACUUUUACCCCAAAACAGAGGAAGAGGCCCAGGCCCAAACUGCUUCUUCAGAGCUCCGUCAUGCAUUCCAUGGUCUGCUCUUCCACUUCAUGGAAGGUCCUCGGUGCCGAGGGCAGGAGUGUCAGCCUGAAUGACUUCUCCCAACUUAACUGACCUUGAUGGGCUUUGAUUGUUCUGCCCAGAUUGUGCUGAGGCUCCCUGGUUGCCUGAAGGCAGUGUGAGCGUGGGACCUUGGCGAGUGGGCAUGCAUGUGGCAAAAGACCCUGGGUGUCCUCCCCAGGCCUGAGUGGUCUGCAGGGUGCCCGAGAGGAUGGUCUUUGAAGCUGGGGCUGGAUUGAGACUUGAUGGGAGGGGAAGGUGGCAUGCUGUUGACACACUUCAUCCUUAUCUGCUCCCCUUAAAAAAAGUGGGGAAAUGUUGCCAGCAUUCUGGGAGUCUGCAGAGGAGGGUGAGUGUGGUGGCAUCACGUUCAUCUAAAGCAUGAUGAUUGCUUUUCCACAGAGUGGCAAGUUUGAUCAAACUGCUUUUCAUUAAAGACACUCAGAUGCCAUAAGAAACAGCAUUGCGGUGUCACAAGGAGGGGCCAGUUGCUGUGCUGUGUUCUGUUCGCUGCUCUAUCUGGGGGCCACGUAAUGUCAGCAUACAUCACAGAAUGGGACAGGGCAUCCGUACCAGACAAUAACCUUUUUCCUACAACAUCCAUAAUUGGUAUGAGGCUCUAUUAUCUACGGAUGGUGAUUGGUCAAACUAUAUUCAUAGAACAAUUCUGGUUUUAUUCACUUUCUGGUAACUUCUGUAGGCCCUGGCUCAAGGACUUAGCAUUGCGGUUCAUGUACAUCCUUUUCUUCAAUGUUCUUUGCCAUUUCUGGAAUUGUCCUUGGUUUUUCCUUAGCUCAUAGGUCAUAGAUGCAGAAAUAUUAUAGUAUUUAAGGCAUUCGCAUCAAGCAUCAGAUGGCUUUGCAUCCAGAAAAACAUUUAACAAUAACUCAGUUUGAAGCACCAAGCAUGUGUAACAUGGCUCUAUAAAAUAUAAUAAACGCAUAAUGUUGUUAAGCUUU
Messenger RNA from Vicugna pacos (alpaca), 5292 nucleotides. Lineage: Eukaryota; Metazoa; Chordata; Mammalia; Artiodactyla; Camelidae. The record is from RefSeq and is a predicted model, not a curated record.